Molecule: messenger RNA, 1781 nt
Organism: Eutrema salsugineum
Lineage: Eukaryota; Viridiplantae; Streptophyta; Magnoliopsida; Brassicales; Brassicaceae
Product: alcohol dehydrogenase
Exons: 8
Coding region: 263-1570 (435 amino acids)
Molecular function (GO): oxidoreductase activity
Source: RefSeq, a predicted model, not a curated record
AUCUGUUCUUAAAUGCUUUAAUUUCCUAAUUAUCACUCGUCUAAUAAAUAUUCAUUAUUGCGUGAUAAGAAAUAAUACACACACGCACUAUCAGCGUGUGAGAUUCACUUUCACAGACUAUGUUGUCUUGUAAAUUUUGGCCAAACGAGAAAAUCAAGCGCGUGUUAUUUUAAUCAAAAGUGUUAACAGAUAUCUUCUCGUCAAGUGUCUCUUUCGCUGCCAAACUCCGGUCGAUAUCUUCAUUUUCCUCCGUGGUCUUUGCAUGGCGUUCGCUCCAAUUCUCCGGCGCGCCUCCGCAGCUAAGAGCCUCUUUUCGUUAUCGAGACCCGCCGUUGUUUCAUCUCCCUCCGUUAGAUCUCUGCAAUCCGGAGCCUCCGGCGAUGAUUGUAGAGUCCCUCCGCCGGAAUCUCCGUCUUCCACGGCUGGGUAUCACGUGAGCUCCGGCGGGUUCAUGCGUGGGGCUGUAUAUCGCGAGCCCAAUCAGCCUCUAACCAUCGAAGAAUUUCACAUUCCUCGACCUAAAGUCAAUGAAAUUCUCAUCAAAACCAAGGCUUGUGGAGUUUGCCACUCCGAUCUUCAUGUGAUGAAAGGAGAGAUACCAUUCGCUAGUCCUUGUGUUAUUGGGCAUGAGAUAACUGGUGAAGUUGUUGAACACGGUCCACUCACUGAUCACAAGAUCAUUAAAAGAUUUCCAAUCGGGUCUCGUGUAGUUGGAGCUUUCAUUAUGCCGUGUGGAACGUGUUCUUAUUGUGCUAAGGGCCACGAUGAUUUAUGUGAAGACUUCUUUGCUUAUAAUAGAGCCAAAGGAACUCUUUACGAUGGCCAAACUCGUCUGUUUUUGCGACAUGAUGAUUCACCAGUGUAUAUGUACAGUAUGGGAGGGAUGGCUGAGUACUGUGUCACACCAGCUCACGGAUUAACUCCUCUACCAGAGUCUCUGCCCUACACUGAAUCUGCGAUUCUAGGUUGUGCUGUUUUUACAGCAUAUGGUGCUAUGGCUCAUGCUGCUGAGAUCCGUCCUGGAGAUUCUAUCGCAGUAAUUGGAAUUGGUGGUGUUGGCUCCAGUUGUUUGCAGAUAGCGAGGGCUUUUGGAGCCUCUGACAUUAUUGCCGUGGAUGUUCAGGAUGAUAAACUGCAAAAGGCCAAGACCCUUGGUGCUACUCAUAUUGUCAACGCUGCCAAGGAAGAUGCUGUUGAAAGAAUAAGAGAAAUAACUGGUGGGAUGGGUGUUGAUGUUGCUGUUGAAGCCUUGGGAAAGCCUCAAACUUUCAUGCAGUGCACACUAAGUGUGAAAGAUGGUGGAAAAGCUGUGAUGAUUGGACUCUCACAAGCCGGCUCUGUUGGAGAAGUAGACAUAAACCGACUUGUUCGUAGGAAGAUCAAAGUAAUAGGUUCAUAUGGAGGAAGGGCAAGACAAGAUCUUCCUAAAGUAGUGAAAUUGGCAGAGUCAGGGAUUUUUAAUCUAUCAAACGCGGUUUCAAGUAAAUACAAGUUUGAAGAUGCAGGGAAAGCAUUUCAAGAUCUCAACGAAGGAAAAAUCGUGAGCCGAGGUGUUGUUGAGAUUCUGUAAACUAAAGUGCUUUGAUUAACGUUUGGUAAUGAAUGCUUCAUACCUUAUUUCACUGAGGUCUUUUUUAGUUAGUUGCUAUAACCUUCAGAAAAAGUUCAUUGUUAUCUGAUUUUUGAAGCUUACUUGGGUCUGCUUCAAUGUUCAUAGCAAUGUCCUCUUAGUCGUCCUUUUUGAACCUUGUUACUGAGUAUCAAUAAAGGUGAAUUAUGUA